AUGAUGAGCACCACAUCGAGCCAGCACAAGACCCCGAGGGUUCUGGCUUGUGUUCUCUGCCAACAUCGCAAGAUCAAAUGCGACCGCAACACCCCAUGCUCCAACUGCAUCAAGGCCAAUGUCUCGUGCACACCAUCCACACCAGCUCCUGCACGGAAGAGGAGGAGGCCCAACCAGGACUUGCAAGAGAGGUUGGCGAGGUGUGAAGCUCUGUUGAAGCAAUAUGCUGCCUCUCCAACAACACCACCCGCGGGCCCACCCACUAACUCGACGAUAUUUUCCCCUCCAUCACAAGCACAACCGACUCCCUCGUCGACAGGCCCAUCCCCGAGUAUACCCCAGCUGCCACUACCUUCAGGCACAGCAUCGGUUGUGGAAGAAGUUGGCUCACCCGCGACAACAUCAUGGAAACCCGCUGGUAAAGUAAUAGUCGAGGAUGGUAGCGUUCGAUUUAUGGACAGCUACCUGUGGGCAACUGUUCACGACCAGUUGACGGCUAUGCGACAAAUCAUCGAGGCCGAGGAGGAGGAGCAAAGUGUACUAGGUUCCGAUGCCGUUACUCCCGACGACAAUGUGGAUCUUUUGCUCAACGACAUAGCUGCCAUCGAUCUCGAAGACGUCACUCCGUCCCCCGUCCAGAUCUUCAGACUAUGGCAGGUGUUUUUGGAGCGGGUGAACCCCAUCACCAAGCUCAUUCACGUGCCAACUCUGCAGCCGCUCGUAGUCGAAGCCGCCGCGAACCAUUCUAAUGUCGCGAACAACGCGCAGACAUUGCUCUUCUCCAUCUACCUCGUCGCAACACUUACCAUGACCGAAGCCGAAGCUAGGCAAAUGUUGGACUCUUCAAAGGAGGACGCGCUGAAGAAGUUUACCGCUGGUGUGAAGGCAGCGCUGACCAAGGUUAACUUCCUCAAGAACCACGACAUGAUGACGCUGCAGUCUCUGAUUCUUUACCUGAUCUCCCUUCAGGGCCGAUACAACCGUCACGCGGCUUGGGUGCUCAGCGGCAUCUUGAUACGGAUUGCGCAAAAGAUGGGCCUGCAUCGUGAUGGAGACUCUCUCAACCUGGUUCCGUACGAGACCGAGAUGAGGCGACGACUCUGGUGGCAGAUUAUCAUGCUCGACACGAAGUACGCGAUGGUUUCUGGGUUCUGCGACACGCUACUACCGUGGAAUUGGGAUACGAAAACGCCGCAAAACGUAAACGACGCCGAUCUGUACCCCGGGUCCACGGAACCCGUCCAACCCCGAGACGGGCCCACCGAGAUGGCAUUCUGCUUGCUCCUGUACGAAGUCGGCCGAUUCAUCGUCGAAAACCGAAUCCCCGAUUUCGAGGCCGUCGUGCUGGGCGCCAUGGAGAACGAGUCGCUGGAAUCGCAGCUCGCGAACCAGGCGACGUUGGCCAAGUACCGCGUUCUGGUCGACAACCUCGAUGCGAGGCUCAUCGCCCUCGAGAAGCAAUACUGCGAUCCCUUGGCGGGCAACAUCCACAUCGUCGCCACGAAGAUCAGGUCCAUGGUCACCGACAAGAUGCGCGCCAUGAUGAUCCCGAUGCGCGAACUGCCCGAAUGGGGCACCGAGAUCUUCAACGUGCAGGACAACAUGUUCAGGAUAUCCCUCAUGCACCACGAGCACAACGUCGAGCUGUACGAAUUCAUGGAGAACACGGGCUUCGUGUGGUUCUUCAAGCUGCACUUCCAGAUCGACGUCUUCAUCGUCAUGGCCGGUCAGCUCUACAAGCGACCGACCGGCAGGCUCGCCGACCGCGCGUGGAAGGUCAUCGACCGGGUAUACAGGUUCCACGAGGAGCUCUGGGACAUGACCAAGAAGGAGAACGCGCAGCUGGGCGUCUACAUGCUCAAGGCGUGGCGGGCGCGCGAGCGGGCCCUGGCGCAGACCGGCAUGCCCUACGAGACGCCGCUCGCCGUCCCCCGGCUGCAGGACAUCGUGCCCCAGUCGAGCUCGGAGGUGUCGUCGGCCGGACCAUCCCCCGCGCAGCCCAUGAAGAUGGAGAUGCCGCCGCGGCAGGAUCAGCCCAUGGACCAGUUCCUUGGAAACUUCCUCGAUACCACGAACUUCUAUGACCUGGACAUGUGGGCGGACCUGGGCGUCCCGAAUGGCAACGUGAACCAGCAAGCCGCGGCCAACAUGUUCGGGACCUUUGGGAACUUUGGCCAGCCGCCAACGGGUAGAUGGUAA
Molecule: messenger RNA, 2199 nt
Organism: Colletotrichum karsti
Lineage: Eukaryota; Fungi; Ascomycota; Sordariomycetes; Glomerellales; Glomerellaceae
Exons: 4
Coding region: 1-2199 (732 amino acids)
Biological process (GO): DNA-templated transcription; regulation of DNA-templated transcription
Molecular function (GO): zinc ion binding; DNA-binding transcription factor activity, RNA polymerase II-specific; DNA binding
Source: RefSeq, a predicted model, not a curated record